UUUUUUUUUUUCGUUGUUGUUCGUCUUUUUUUCAAUACAUCCUUUUUUAUUAUUACACUGCUGUUUGUAUUAUCAACAUGAAGUUAUUCCAAACUGUUCAUGAUUUCAACUAUGAAUGGAAUCUUGUAUCAACAGCACAAUGGCAAAAAUACCCAAACGAUAAUUGUCCUCAUGUUCAAGCUGUGGAUGUAUUGAAUAGUUCUAUUGACCAUACUACCGGCAUUCUUACUACUGAACGACUUAUUACAGUUGUACAAAAUGUACCAUCUUUAAUUCGAAAGAUUCUUGGUACAGGUACUACUCAAUAUGUUCGUGAAAUUUCUAUUAUCGAUCCCAAAGCCAAGACGUUGACUAUGCGUAGUAUCAAUUUAACCAUGGCUAACUUGUUAAAAGUGGAAGAAACCAUUGUAUACCGAGAACAUCCUGAUGACCAACAAAAAACACAAUUUACUCAGCAAGCCGCGAUUUCCGCGGGCAGUAUGAUGUCACGGUGGGCUAGUAUUAUUGAAGAUUUUUCCUUGAAACGAUUCCAACAAAAUGCUGCUGUAGGUCGUGAAGGAUUUUCAAAGGUACUCGAACGAUUUGUCGUCAUGGCUGAAGCGGCAGAUUCAAACAAAGCUGGUCUUGGCCAAUGAUUCCCCUCAGAUUGAACUUUUGGAAACAAAUCUUUAUAUAUAUUGUAUACAACUUCACGUGCAACAAAAAAAAAAAAAAAAGUAUUAUCUUUACCCUUUUACCCCAGUUGGGUUAUUUUGAUUUCUUCCUUUCCUUUUUCCUCUCCCUGUAUUUAGAAACCAUAUCAUCUUUUUAUUUUUAUAUGAUCACCCUUUGUACACACACAUACGCAAACGCAUACAGCAUACAAACCUACAUUCUACUCCUCUCAUACACAACAUACACACAUACACACUCUCUCUCUCUCUUUGAACAAAUAACAAAAGAUAGUUUUACUAUUAGAUUUAUUCCUUUUUUUUUUUUUUUAUACAACCAUUGAAAUAAAG
Halteromyces radiatus is the source of this 1001-nucleotide messenger RNA. RefSeq names its product PRELI-like family-domain-containing protein. Lineage: Eukaryota; Fungi; Mucoromycota; Mucoromycetes; Mucorales; Cunninghamellaceae. The transcript has 3 exons. Gene Ontology annotation, biological process: phospholipid transport. Gene Ontology annotation, cellular component: mitochondrial intermembrane space. Gene Ontology annotation, molecular function: phosphatidic acid transfer activity. Bases 78 to 635 code for a protein of 185 amino acids. The record is from RefSeq and is a predicted model, not a curated record.